Penicillium salamii is the source of this 6219-nucleotide messenger RNA. NCBI's taxonomy places the organism in Eukaryota, Fungi, Ascomycota, Eurotiomycetes, Eurotiales, Aspergillaceae. The record is from the annotation of a GenBank genome assembly.
AUGGGCUUCAUCUCAGUUGAAGAUGCGCGUCUUCCUGCGCCAACAAAUGGAACAAAGACACACGAGACGACAGGCCCUGCCUUCACCUCAUUUAAUGUUGAAGCACUUGCCUCUGACAAGGCCACACCGACUGGAAUGAAAGAAGAGGUCGUUCUAUUGUCAUGGCUCAUCGUGCUGUUACGGAGUCGCGAGGACACUCAAGUAUCUUACGACUGGUCCUACACGAAUGGCCAAAAUGGCCAGCAAAUCACAAAUAAAUUGUCAAUGAAUGAAGUCAUGAAAGGACUCGAAAGUAACGUCGGAGAAGUGGCGACUGCAAUUCUCCAAACCAUUCCAACAGGAUCAUCAUCCUCGACCUCAAUGAUCCUGAGCACGAGCACUCUGGUGCAGACAUCGGAAACAAUUAAAGAUGAAGGUGCAAUUCACCUUGAAGUUCGUUUGGAUGAGGGCAACGUCCAAAUACGCCCAGUGUGGCAGACAGAGAACAUGCUGCCAUACACAGUCAACCACCACGUGGAAGCACUGGCAGACACAAUCAGAGUGUGUCUCAGGAACUUCGAAGCAACCAUCCAGCAAUGCCUAAAGCCAACUGCGAGUGAUCUGAAUGAUAUUUGGGGCUGGAACCAUGAAUUGCCACCCACAUACAGCUUCUGCAUGCAAGAAAUGGUCGCUGAACGAGCCAGCGAGUACCCAGAGAAGAUUGCCAUCGAUUCAUGGGAUGGCAGCCUGAGCUACGGCCAGAUUGAUGAGUGGUCCACCUCUGUCGCACGUUCCCUUCACGAAAUGGGCGUCCAGCUGCACGAUGUUGUUCCUGUCUGCUUUGAGAAAUCAAGGUGGACCAUUGUUGCCGUUCUUGGAGUUAUGAAGGCAGGUGCCACACUUGCACUUAUGGACCCAACACUCCCGCUUGCUCGUCUGCAGAACAUGGCAGUUCAGGUUGGCGGCAAGGCGAUGGUUGCUUCCCGGAAGCAGUACGAGCUGUCUCUGACCAUCAUGCCAGAAGGCAAGCAUUUCGUUGUCGAGGAAGAUGCAUUCAAAAACCUCUCUUCUUCGCCAUCGGUUUCAGAACUCCCUGUUGUACCACCAUCCGCUCUCAUGUACAUCAUCUUCACCUCUGGCAGCACAGGCACACCCAAGGGCGUGAAGAUUUCCCACGAAACUUAUACCAGCAGUGCCAUUCCUCGAGCCAAGGCAGUUGGUUACACACCAGAGUCCCGAGUUCUCGACUUCGCAUCCUACGCUUUUGAUGUCAGUAUUGAUAGCAUGCUUUUGACGCUCGGAAACGGCGGAUGUCUUUGCAUUCCCUCCGACGAGGACCGACUCAACGAUAUCAACGAAGUCAUCAGAAAAAUGAGAAUUAAUUAUGCCGGUCUCACUCCAUCGGUGGGCCGAAUCUUGGACGGCGAUGUCAUCGCAUCCCUGAGUGGUCUCGGUCUAGGAGGCGAGGCUGUCUCCGCAAGGGAUGCCAACCAUUGGGGCAAGGAAACCAGAAUCAUUAUCGGUUACGGUCCUUGUGAAUGCACCAUCGGAUGCACAGUGAACAGCAGCGCCGCGACCGGCCGGGACUAUCUCUCCAUCGGCCCCGGUAACGGAGCAGCGAUGUGGAUUGCCAAUCCCAACGACCACAACGAACUCGUUCCCGUCGGUGGCGUUGGUGAACUGCUUGUCGAAGGCCCGAUCGUUGGACAAGGCUACCUGAACGACCCUGAGAAGACUGCAGCCUCGUUCAUCAAUGAUCCCCCCUGGUUGGUUGCAGGCCACAAACAAUACGCUGGUCGUCGGGGCCGUCUGUACAAAACAGGAGAUCUUGGAAGAUAUGACCCCGACGGACUCGGAGGCAUUGUCUUCGUCGGACGAAAGGAUACUCAGGUCAAGCUGCGCGGUCAGCGUGUCGAGCUUGGGGAGAUUGAGAGUCAACACACAGCCGUCCUACCCUCGGAGGCCAACAUCAUUGCCGAGGUCAUUACCCCCAAGGAUUAUGGUGGUCAGGCAAUGCUUGUGGCAUUCGUUGCAUUCCAACCCAAGGGCCAUGGAAAUUCUGAGCUCGCUCUGGAUGAACUCUCCAGUGAGUUGAGCAGCGUCCUUUCAAACGCCCAAAAGGAGGUGGCAAAGACUUUACCACGCUACAUGGUUCCAACCACCUACAUUCCAGUCAACCUAAUUCCAGUGUUGAUUUCAGGAAAGACUGAUCGCAAGCAACUCCGAGCAUUCGGUGCCGCAGUUGAUCUGCGCCAACUGGAUCAGGAGGCAGCUAGCUCUGCGUCUCGAGAACUGACCGAGCUCGAACAACGCCUACGACAGAGCUGGGCUGAAGUCCUGAAGCUUGAUGCGGAGAGUAUUCGCCCUGGAGACAACUUCUUUGCCUUGGGUGGUGACUCGUUGGCAGCAAUGAGACUUGUCUCUGUCUGCAGAUCCCAAGAGCUCGAUUUGUCUGUUAUCAGCACCUUCGCGAACCCCACUCUUGAAGCAAUGGCCAGCGUGGUCCAGCAAUGCAGCUCUCAGGAGGAUGUCAAGAUCCCAGAGUUCUCAUUGAUCUCUCAAUCAGCUGAAAGUGCCCGCCUCGAGGCAGCGGAAGCCUGUGGAGUCUCACAGGCGGAAGUGGAAGAUAUUUAUCUCUGCACUCCCACCCAGGAGUCGCUCUUUACAUUCUCGCUCAAAUCGAAGAAGGCAUACAUUGCCCAGCGAGUGGCAUGCAUUCCUUCCCACAUUGACACCGAAGCCUGGAAGAAGGCAUGGGAAACCGUCGUCGCUGCAAGCCCUAUCUUGCGCUCCCGCCUCGCACCACUCCAAGAUCCGGGUCUUCAGCAGAUCGUCUUGAAGGAAGGCAUCUCCUGGAGAUAUGCUACUGACCUUGAGCAAUAUCUGCAGAGCGACCGAAGUGAGCGAAUGAAUCUUGGUCAAAGUCUAGCUCGAUACGGUAUUGUCACCAGCGAAGCCGAUGACAAGCGGUACAUGAUCUGGACUGUGCAUCACGUUCUUUACGAUGGAUGGUCUGAGCCCAUUGUCCUCAAGCAGGUUAGCGAUGCCUUGCAGGGCCAAUCUGCCGAAAUUCAGACACAGAUGCGGAACUUUGUCAAAUACGUCCGCGACACAGAUGAGACUGCCAUGCAUGAUUUCUGGAGGCGAGAGUUGAAGGGCGCCGUUGGUCCCCAAUUCCCCCGUCUGCCAUCUCGAGACUUCAUGCCAACUCCCACUGCUCUGAUUGAGCACCAAAUCGACAUUGAGGCUGGUUCUGGAUCGCCUUUCACAAUGGCGACCCUCAUCCGCGGUGCCUGGGCUCUUGUCGCAUCGCAGUACACGGGCAGUGAUGAUGUCGUGUUUGGAGAGACUCUGACUGGUCGUGAUAUCCCCCUGCCUGGCGUUGAGUCCAUUGUCGGACCUCUCAUCGCAACCAUUCCGAUCCGCAUUCACGUCCGCCGUUCCAGCUCCGUCCAAGAUUACCUGCAGACUGUUCAACAAGCCAUCUUGGCUCGCACCCCCUACCAACACAUGGGAAUGCAGAACAUCAGAAAGGUCAGCCAAGAUGCCCAAUAUGCAUGUGAAGCCGGUACAGGUCUGGUUAUCCAGCCCGACCCUGAGUACGUGGGUAGUGAACUUGGAUUCGAACUCGGAGACGUCGUGCGCGAAGCCCUCCACUUCAACCCCUACCCACUCAUGGUGGCAUUUGGUAUUCGCAAGGGUGGGCUCAGAGUCUGUGCAAGCUUUGACAGCACUCUGAUUGAAGGCUCGCAGAUGCAGCGUGUCCUCGCCCAGCUGGAGACUGCCUGUUUGCAAUUGUCUAAGGGUCUUGACAAGAGAAUCGAUGAGAUCUCCUGUCUUCCUGAGACUCAAGUCAAUCAGAUCUGGCAAUGGAACCAGGCUCCUCCUCUGUCGGUGGACGAGUCAUCCGGCAACUUACGGGCCAAUGCCACCCUCAAGCAAGGAUCUGUAUAUCCUCGUGCGGUGAUGCCUUGGGUUUGUGAUGCACGAAACCCCGCUCUCUUGGCUCCCAUUGGCAGUGCUGGUGAGCUCUGGCUUGAGGGAGCUUGUCUUUCCGGUGAGACAUUCGAUUCUCCAGCCUGGCUCGCAGCUGGUAGCUCCGAGUUUGCUGGUCGAACAGGAAAGGUGCAACCCACGGGCGACAUUGUUCAGCUUCAACACGAUGGUAGUCUUGUUUUCGUCGGCAGAAAGGAGAACGUUGUGCCACUCCAAGGUCAUGCAGUGGACAUUGCAGACCUUGAAAGUCACUUUGCCAAGCACCUCCCUCAUUUGACCCGCGCCGCUGCAUCUGUGUUCCAGCCUUUGAGAGAAGGCUCCCAAAAGGUGACAGAGCAAGAAUUGGUCGUCUUUGUCGAGAACCUUCCGUCCCAAGAGGAGACUGUCAAGAUUCUAGCGGAGAAGCAUCAGAUUUCCGGCGAUGAUACCAUGAUCUGUGACGCCGUUCCUGUGUCUCUGGCUGUGUCGCUCAAGAAGCUCGACAAGUACAUUCGCGACUCAUUGCCAUCGUACAUGGCCCCCUCGGCAUACGUGGUUGUUGACAAGUUGCCCACUCAGCUGGAGCAGCUGGAGCACACUUUCCUCAACCAGUUGGGUGCAAAGAUCCCUCAGAGUGUUCUCGAUCAGGUCCGAGAAGGCUUGAAGGAUGCCUGGACAAAGGGUAUUGCCCAGACAAAGCUUUCACCCACAGAAAAGAUUCUCCAGGCGGCCUGGGCCAAGAUCCUCCGACUGAGCCCUGAGCAGAUUGAUGUCGAUGACAACUUUUUCCGUCUUGGUGGUGACUCUGUAUUGGCAAUGAAGUUGGUGUCUAGUCUCAGAACAGAUGGACACAGUCUCUCGGUCGCGGAUAUCUUCCAACACAUGCGUCUUGGCGAUGCCGCCAAGGUGUUGAGAGUGGACCAAGCAAAGGCGAACGUGCAACCCCACAAGCCCUUCGCCGCUUUGAGCAACCUUGAUGUCAAGAUGUUCUUGGCUUCAACCGUCCGGCCCAAGCUUGCGAACCCGGGAUGGCCUGUGCAGGAUGUCUUCCCUGUCACAGACUCACAAGCACUUGAUGUCAGAGGAACCAUUGGAGCACCGCGCACUUCCUACCAAUAUACCAUGCUGUACUUUGAUCAUAAUAUCGAUACUGAACAGUUGCUGCGCGCUUGCAACGAUCUGGUCCAAACUCACGAGGUCCUUCGCACUGUGUUCAUUGAGCACGAGUCGAGCUUCCUCCAAGUAGUUUUGGAAGCAGCCACCGUCCAGGUGCCUAUGCACAAGACAGACCAAGACAUCGAGACAUACGUCAAUGGUGUCUGCAAGUCUGACAUCGAGUCAGACUUCGAGCUUGGCUCACCGUUCUUCAAGAUUUUCCAUGUCGCAGGCGAAAAUGGAAAGCAGUGUCUUGUGCUGGGUCUUUCACACGCUCAGUACGACGGUGUCUCGCUGCCAAGAUUGCUGCAGGAUUUGGAGACCUUGUACACCGGAGGCAAGGUCGUCGACUUCGAGCCAUUCGCUUCAUACGUCGCCCGCGUUUCAGAUGGACGCCUCCAAACCCAAGCAGUGAACUACUGGACCAACCUUCUCAAGGACUCAUCUUUGUCCGUCCUCGAAGGACCCACCGUCCACCCAACCGACAAGGCAAUCUUCCACGAAAAGGCCGUGGACAACUUCCAACCCGUGCCAGAAAUCACCACCGCCAACGUCCUCACCGCGGCCUGGGCACUCGUCCUCGCCCGUCGCCUCAGCAAGCCAGACGUAGCAUUCGGCACAGUCACUUCCGGCCGAACCAUCGACCUCGCAAAUGUCGAAAACGUCAUGGGCCCAUGCUACCAACUGACGCCUGUCAGAGUGAAGUUCGAAUCCCAAUGGACAGCAAUGGACCUUCUUCGAUUCGUACAGAAGCAAAGCGCCGAGUCUGCAGCUCAUGACUUCCUCGGCUUUGACAAGGUCUCCAAGCAAUGUGCGCAGUGGUCACCUGAGAUGCGGUCGUUUGACUCGAUCGUCCAUCACCAGGAUUGGGAGGAUUUCGAUGAUAUGCCCUUCGCUGGAUCUUCUGCUAAGGUCGAUAUCUCUAACCCGCAUGGUGAUGCUGCUUAUCCACUCAAGGCUGUUUCUUUUGUUAAGGGCGGGAAGAUGCAUGUUGGUUUCGUUGGGAGUGAGAGAGAUGCUGCGUUUGUGGAUGCUACUUUGGAUGAAUUGGCUGCGGCUGUUCAAGAGUUGUCGACGUGUCAGACAGAGCCUUUGGUGCUCAGUGCUUGA